AUGCUUGGCCUCUACCAUAACUCUGAUAUCUGGAGACCGCCCGAACGCCCCAGUGUUCCCCAGAAGCAGAAGCAGAAGCAGAAGCACAAGCGCAAGACCCAAGAUUACGAGCUUCUUGGCCCAACGUCUCAAGACUGCAAGAGAAAGAGAGAGGUGGGUUUGAGAUUGGCCAAGAUCAAAAGCAUCGCCAACACUACCUAA
Colletotrichum navitas is the source of this 201-nucleotide messenger RNA. RefSeq lists its product as uncharacterized. The record is from RefSeq and is a predicted model, not a curated record. The transcript is spliced from 2 exons. NCBI's taxonomy places the organism in Eukaryota, Fungi, Ascomycota, Sordariomycetes, Glomerellales, Glomerellaceae. The coding region runs from base 1 to 201 and encodes 66 amino acids.